This is a messenger RNA of Euleptes europaea (tarantolino), 995 nucleotides long. RefSeq names its product transmembrane protein 68-like. The record is from RefSeq and is a predicted model, not a curated record. Gene Ontology annotation, molecular function: acyltransferase activity. Gene Ontology annotation, cellular component: membrane. The transcript has 6 exons. Bases 42 to 995 code for a protein of 317 amino acids. NCBI's taxonomy places the organism in Eukaryota, Metazoa, Chordata, Lepidosauria, Squamata, Sphaerodactylidae.
AUGAUGAUAUAAAUGAAUGCCAAACAGCAGAUCAGGCACCUAUGACUUACUCAACCUAUUUUGCAUCCCAGGUGGAAGAGUGGACUUUUCUUAAAUGCCUGGAGAAAUACUUUUUAUAUGUGGUCAUCUAUUUAGCAGUGCUAGUUGUAGUAGUCAUGGUACUUUUUAUCAUUCCAUUGUGCAUGCUCUUCUUCCUUUAUGUCUCUUCUUUCUUCUUCCUGAUCUAUCAGAGGACUCAUAAACUACAAGAAGAUUAUUCCAGUAAAAGAUGGGAUAGUGCGCGACUAAUUGUAGCAAACAAGUGGGAUGGAUUGGCAAGAUUUUGGCAUGGUUAUGAGCUACAUGGUACAGAAAACCUGCCAGAUGGACCAGGUCUAAUUAUUUAUUACCAUGGAGCAAUUCCUGUAGACUACAUGUACUUUUUAUCAAGAAUUUUUAUUCUGAAGCACAGAGUUUGCUACUCGGUAGCUGAUAACUUUUUAUUCAGAUUACCAGGUCUUAAACCACUAAUAGAGCUGAUGGGCAUUAUGCGUGGUACAAAGGAAGAGUGUUUAAAUGCUCUGAAAAAUGGGCAUUUAGUGGGAAUUUCACCAGGAGGAGUUCGAGAAGCACUCUUCAGUGAUCAAUCAUACAAGCUUGUGUGGCGUAAACGUAAGGGUUUUGCUGAAGUGGCCAUAGAUGCUAAAGUACCUAUAAUUCCAAUGUACACCCAAAAUGUACGAGAAGGAUUUAGGACACUUGGAAAUACCAUGUUAGCAAGGUGGUUAUAUGAACUUGUAAGAUGGCCUAUCGUUCCCCCAUAUGGUGGAUUGCCAGUCAAAUUUCGGACAUAUAUCGGAGAACCCAUUCCAUAUGACCCAAAUAUAACUGCUGUGGAAUUAGCUAAAAAGACAAAGUCUGCACUCCAGUCAUUAAUUAAAAUGCACCAGCAAAUUCCUGGAAACAUCUGUAAUGCUUUAAAGGAAAGACUUCACGAAGAAAAGAAAAAGGAUUAA